AUGGCGCAGCGCAAGGGAGGUUGGGGCUCUUUCCUAGGCACCGCUGUGUCAGGCCUUGAGUCGCGGCUGGAUAGUAUCCUCACCGACGAUGACCAGGCCAGCGCGAAGUCGAGGGCUGUCGAUGCGGCGGCCAAGCAGGAAGCAGCUGAGAAGCAGCGUUUGCAGGUCGACCAAGUGUCUCGUAGCUCCUCACGAAGCAGGCCGAACUCGCGAUUACAGGACCGGCUCGCGAAAGCCGUCAACAAGGGAAAGGACGGCACCGACUCGAGGCCGUCUUCUGAACUAGGGUCACGGCCAGAGAGCCCUGCGCUGAAGAGCCCGGCAAAUGAUGUUGCAAGGACGAGCAUAGACUCAAGGACAUCGGAGACAGCACCAGAAAUUCCGCUUGACAGCAAGCCUGACGUAUCCAAAAUCGAGGAAGCGAACCCUGAACCAUCUCCCCGACCGUCAGUCGAUGCCACGCCCGUAUCUCCUCCAGCAUUAUCUGUCGUAUCAGAACAGCCUACGUCUAUGGCAGUCCCAACCAUGUUCAUACCUUCGAUCCUCACUCCGCAAACCUCGUCACCCCGCCAAUCCAUCGACAGCGCACCGUCUCGUCCUUCGAUUGAGAUAUCGACUCCCGCAGAACCCGCAAUCUCGGCGUCGCACGACCCCGAGACUCUCCAGGUUGAACUGUCUGCGCUGCAAACGAAGCAUGAUGAGACGGUCCGCGAGCACCGCGAGGAGCUGCAUUCCCACCUCGAACGUAUCGAUGCCCUGCAAUCGAAACUCACGUACCUCUCGCAGCAGCUCACCUCGUCCGCGAAAGCCGCAUCGUCAGACUCGGAAGCAACACCAGCAGACAAGAAGUUAGCGGAAAAGGAUGCACAAAUUGCAGCCCUCAUGGAAGAGGGGCAGAGGUUGUCAAAAACGGAAAUGAAGCACAUGACGACCAUCAAGAAAAUGCGAGCGAAAGCUCUGGAAACGGACAAGGACAUAACAAAUCUCAAGCAACGGUUGUCCAAGGCUGAAAGGUCAUUUGCGGAGCAGACCGAAAGGGCACGGCGCGCCGAGGCUGCUGAAAAGGCAGCGCAGGAGAAGCUCAAGGUUGUUGCGAAGAUCGAGAAAGACAUUGAGCUGAUACGGUCCGAGCGAGAGGAGGCUGGUCUUACAAUAGCAGAGCUGAGGAGACAGCUCAACGAUGCGUUAACGAGAGCUGAAGAUGCGGAGAAGCGCGUCAAAACUGGGUCUUUGGAAGCGGAGAAGCGAAUUACGGCAUCAUUGCAAGAGGAUAUUGAAAACAUACGCAUCGAAAAGAAGCUCGCUGAGGACCGUGCAAAGAAGGACUUGCAAGAGGCGAGGGAUGAAGCUACGAGGCAACAGGAAAGAGCUAAGGUCUCUGAAAUGGAGCUGCGUGGCGAGAUUGCUAACCUCGAGUCCAAGCUUGAAUUACUUCGAAGCCGCUCCGAAGAAGUUUCGUCUUCGGCAUCCGGUGACUCUCAGGCCAAGUUGCUCCGGCAGAUCGAGACCCUCCAGACACAAUACGCCCUCGCCUCCGAAAACUGGCAGGGCAUCGAAGGAACCCUCACAUCACGCGUCGCGGCCCUGGAAAAGGACCGUGAUGACACGGCAAAGCGUGAAGCCGACAUCCGCCGAAAAGCCCGAGAGGUCAAUUCGAAGGCACGAAGGCUGGAAGACGAGCUCGACAGCAUCAAUGACCGCGCCCGAACCCUGGAGCAGGACCUCACCGAGCAGCGCAGUUCAGCUCAGAAGCUCCAAGCGCGUUUGACUCAAGCAGAAACAGCAGCGCAAGAUGCACGCGCAGACCUUGAACGCGAGAAGAAAGUCUUGGAAGCGGACUUUGCGCAAAAGCUGGAGGAGGAGAAAAAUAAGUGGAGAGUAGAGAUGCAGACUCAGGCGAGCCUUUCUGAAAACCAUCUCAGGACUGACUCUCCUGGAGCGAGCUUGAGAAGACAUUCGCCAGAUCCUCUGGGAAUAUAUGGUGCCAACCGACGGGGCGUGCUACCACGCUCGAUAUCCCAGGGCAUGGACACACCAAUGGACCGCAUGCUCGAAGAAGCCCGCCGACCGUCUUCCUCCCGACAAAAGUCGACAUCUACAUAUCAAAGAACCCCUGAAAUUGGGUCACCGCAAAGGCAGGACUCGUUCCCUUCUAUCUCAUCAAACCUGAUGAGCAAUGGCCACAGUGUGUCCAACACUCCCUCCAUCACCUUUGAUGACGCUGGCUUCGAGGGCGGUUCGUCCCCGCAUCGCACAAUCAACGACAUGAUAUCCGUCAGCACCGUCGGCGCCGGACCUAGCGUACAGCUUGUUGAACGUCUGUCUACCGCCGUACGCCGCUUGGAAUCCGAGAAAGCCACCAACAAGGAAGAGAUGGCUCGUCUCAUUAGCCAACGCGACGAGGCUAGGGAAGAAGUCGUUACCCUGAUGCGAGAAAUCGAUGAGAAGCGUGAACAAGGUGACAAAGUCGGGCGGCUGGAGAAGGAGAUGCAAGAGAUGAAUCAGAGGUACGAGAAGUGCUUGGAGAUGCUGGGAGAGAAGUCGGAAAGAGUUGAGGAGCUCGAAGAGGACUUGAAGGAUGUGAAAAAGAUGUACCGGGAUCUGGUUAGCAGCAAAUACUAG
Molecule: messenger RNA, 2622 nt
Organism: Didymosphaeria variabile
Lineage: Eukaryota; Fungi; Ascomycota; Dothideomycetes; Pleosporales; Didymosphaeriaceae
Exons: 3
Coding region: 1-2622 (873 amino acids)
Cellular component (GO): Golgi apparatus; endoplasmic reticulum
Source: RefSeq, a predicted model, not a curated record